UCUGCCGAACAUUAUUCGUCAUCCCUCCACCGCAUAGACGAUUAGCCGAACCUACCCUAGUUGGGUACAUCACAUGGCGAUCCUGCCAGUCGUAUGCGGUUAGAGGUCCAUAUGGUUUUCACUGAGUAUUCGUAGCCAAGCCAAGAUGGGAUCGGGACAGUCCAAACAAGAGGAGGUUAUAAUUGCCCAAACUGGAAAUAGUGCAGCAGCGUCAUCGAUUGAGUCCAAGACCCCCUCUACACCGGAAAUCUUAGGGAUAAUCGCUUUCAUUGUAGUAUGUAUUGGAGUCAUCCUAUAUUUAUAUUGGAGAGUCAAGAAGGCGAUUGAAAAGAAGGUACAGCUGGAGGUCAGGAGAAGCCACCAGGACCUAGUGUAAAGGAAAAAUAUACCGUAAGAAUUUUUUCCUUGUUAUGUCUAAUUUUCCAUGGAAUUUGAUGAACUAUUUGCCGAGUUAAGUGGGGUGUCUCAAAAAUUCCUCGAAAAUAUCAGAAAGGAGCCGCGAGAACGUAGGGAACGGGCCGAUAGAGUCGAUAAAUUUCUCAAUGAACUAGUGCAGUUAGAAUAUAAAUUCAACAAGUUGAAUAAAACUGUCAAGUCGGAACCAAAUUUUCUCAAAGCAUUGAAUCCUCACCAAGCAAUCAUAGAAAAGUCACUGUCAGAAUCUAGAAAAUUGCUUCAAGAAAGGUCUAAAUUAAUUGAAGAUAAACAGCAUUCAGAAAAAUCAACAAUGACGGAAAAAUUUGACUUGAGGACAGCAUCCUCUUUAUUGCCAGCUAUUACUAAUGAAGAAGAGUCCGUAUUGCAAUUAAUUGAUGCCAUAGAGUUAUAUACCGAUAUGCUCGAUGAUCAAGGUAAAAAGUCUCUGAUCAAUUAUGUGCUAAAAAUCAAAUUGACUGCAAAUGCUAAAUUGAGGUUACGGAAAGAGUAUCAGAAAGUUGAAGAUUUGGUAAUAGAUAUGAAAAAAACCCUCAUAACAAAAAAGUCACCAACAGCUUUAUCAACUCAACUCCACAAUCUGAAACAAGAAAAUAAGACAAUAGAAGAUUUUGCUAAACUAGUUGAACAGUUGUCUCUCGAUUUAACGAUCGCUCAAGCAGAUAAUGCACCGCGGUCGCAAGUUCACCAAUCAUUCGAAAAACAAUAACAAAGGGUACUCGAAACAGC
This is a messenger RNA of Coccinella septempunctata (seven-spotted ladybird), 1164 nucleotides long. RefSeq lists its product as uncharacterized. Lineage: Eukaryota; Metazoa; Arthropoda; Insecta; Coleoptera; Coccinellidae. The record is from RefSeq and is a predicted model, not a curated record. Bases 425 to 1144 code for a protein of 239 amino acids. The transcript is spliced from 2 exons.